GCAGGCUAGCAGCUGCAGAGCUGGACCACGUGGGUGCAGUGAGAGUUUGUUUACACUUGUUUGCUGCCUGAUAAUGAAAGAAAGCCACAUGUGUUUUCAUAUAUAUUGUGUUACAGUGUGUUUAGUGGUAUUUAUAUGAAUAUAAACACCAGAAUGAGGGUUUGUUUUGGGGUUAAAACACAUCAGCUGAUCAGCAGAGUCUUCUGUCAUCAAGUGAGAUGUCGAGCCUCUCAGUCCAGGCUCUGCUGCAGCUCUCCACCAGAUGAGGAGAAGCCUCGACCCUCCAUGCUGAGACACCUGACCUCCAAAAUAAAAGCCACAGGUCCCAUCACGGUGGCGGAGUACAUGAGGGAGGUUCUCACCAACCCAGUGACGGGUUACUAUGUGAGGAACAACAUGUUGGGACCGGACGGAGAUUUCAUCACGUCACCAGAAAUCAGCCAGAUCUUUGGAGAGCUGCUGGGCGUGUGGAUCAUCAGUGAGUGGAUGGGAGCCGGUCGACCCAAACAGCUGCAGCUGGUGGAGCUCGGACCGGGGAAAGGAUCGUUAGCCGGAGACGUCCUCAGAGUGUUCAGUCAGUUGCGGUCGGUGGUGGGUGAAGCCUCGCUGUCUCUCCACCUGGUGGAGGUGAGUCCGGUUCUGAGUCGUCUUCAGGCCCAGAAUCUGACCGGCAGCCGCAGCAGAGAGGCGGAGGCCGAGGACGAGCCGGUGUACCGCCGCGGGGAAACCGCCGCCGGGCUGCCGGUGUCCUGGUACCGCCGCUUAGAGGACGUCCCCACAGGAUUCAGCAUCUUUCUCGCUCACGAGUUCUUUGACGCUCUGCCGAUCCACAAAUUUCAGAGGACGCAGAAAGGCUGGAGGGAGGUGAUGGUGGACAUCGACCCGGAGAAGACGGAGCAGCUGAGGUUCGUGGUGGCGCCGUCUCCGACUCUGGCCUCGUCCACGCUCGUACAGGCGGAUGAAAGGCGGGGUCACGUGGAGGUUUGUGCGGACGGCGGCGUGGUCGUCCAGCAGAUGGCCCGGCGGAUCGAGGAGGACGGCGGCGCGGCGCUGAUCGCCGACUACGGACACGACGGAACCAAGACGGACACGUUCAGAGGUUUUAAAGGUCACCAGCUCCACGACGUCCUCUCCUCCCCCGGCUCGGCCGACCUCACCGCUGACGUGGAUUUCAGCUUCCUGCGGCGGAUGGUCGGAGGGGUCGUGACCUGUGUGGGACCCGUCACCCAGAGGACGUUCCUGAAAAACAUGGGCAUCGACUCCCGAAUGCAGGUUCUGCUGAGGAGCUGCAGCGACGCCUCCACCAGGAAGCAGCUGAUCGGCAGCUACGACAUGCUGACCAACCCGGACAAGAUGGGCGACCGCUUCCACUUCUUCGGCCUGCUGCACCACAGCCGGCUGUCCAAACCCACGAGAGCCGAGGGGCUGAAGCUGGAGAAGAAGAGCCCGGCGCCGCUGCCUGUGGCCGGGUUCACCGAGCUCAGCUUCUCAUGAAGACUUUCAACGACACGGAGAGAAAGAAGUGUGGAGAGAAAAUGGAACUCUGACAGAAGGGGACGAUGCUGUUUCUACAGCCGACAUUAAAAAGCAUUAAGAGAGUUUAAGAGAAGAAGUUUUAUGUCCAACAUGAAGUGAGCUAAAAGGACAGUUUCUCUUUAAGUUAAUUGUAAAGACGUUUUAAUAUAAAGAUGUAAGGAAAUAAAGAAUUUGUGCAUUUAUUGUUCAACAGUUCAUAUACACGGUUUUCCUAACAACAUGAAAAAAACACUUUUUAUAUUCCAAAUUCUACAAAACCUGAAUCUUUUCCUGAAACUCUACAUGAAAGGUUGAGAGUUAACAUGAUCCCUAAUUAGAACUGUGCAAAUGAAUCCCAGGUUGAAAAGAACCUGAAAUGUUUUGUCUUACACGGCCUACCGACAACGGAUACCCAAAGAGACCUGUGACACCUCCAAAGGUCAGAGGUCAACCCCGGCAGCAGGAGGAUCUCUUCCCUCUCCUCCUCCGUCCCCAUCUUGAAGCGGUUAGCUGAGCUCACAGUCGAGCAGCCAUCCCCGGCCGCUCCUCCGGUGGCGUUUAACAGAUCGUGUUACACGUGUGAGGAGGUUCGCCGCCGCCAACGCAAGCAGCCGGCCCUCCAGAGGAGCGGCGGAGCGAGGCCAUCGUGUUCAGGACGGGUAAUUAAAUGAUCGUUUCCAAACAUCCUGCUGGGGAUCAUUAUCAGCUUUUCCUCUGAUUCAGGAGGGGAUGUUUAGUUUUGUUUUGUUCCAACCAGACUGUCGUAAAAUUUGGAAUAAAUUAGAGGAUUUUAAUAUGAAACCGCCUCCAAUUUAAGAUGUUUUAUAGGUUCCUCCUCACCACGGGUUGGUUGUGCCUUUGAAUCUAACUUAGAUUUGAUUUCUC
Molecule: messenger RNA, 2400 nt
Organism: Anoplopoma fimbria (sablefish)
Lineage: Eukaryota; Metazoa; Chordata; Actinopteri; Perciformes; Anoplopomatidae
Gene: ndufaf7
Product: NADH:ubiquinone oxidoreductase complex assembly factor 7
Exons: 10
Coding region: 136-1494 (452 amino acids)
Biological process (GO): mitochondrial respiratory chain complex I assembly
Cellular component (GO): mitochondrion
Molecular function (GO): protein-arginine omega-N symmetric methyltransferase activity
Source: RefSeq, a predicted model, not a curated record